AUGGUAGCCAAAACAAUGGCUCUGCCCAUAGCCUCCGUGAGUGUCUCUCCUCAGGGUCUCCUCUACUCUGGAGAGACAGUCACUCUGCAGUGUGUCAUACCAGGCUACACAGACUGGACGUACUACUGGUACAAAAACAACCAACACCUUCCUGAUGAGACCAGUAAAGUCAUUGAUAUCACCAUCCCCAUCACUCAGCCUGGUCUGGUUGGUCAGUACAGAUGUGAGGGGACGAGGACAGAUUGGCCCCAGUGGUCACAACCCAGGGGUGACAUCACUAUCAGUGUCACUGGUCUGCCUAAAGCUACACUGACUGUGAAGCCAAACCCUGCAUACCCUGGAGAGACAGUUACUCUGACGUGUUCAGUAGGGUCUGACAGUAGCUGGAGCUAUCAGUGGUACAAAGACAGGAAUGAUAAUGUAGUAUCCCAGUCUGUCAGACACACUAUAACAGGAGACACCCUCACCAUCAGUAGUGUUGCUGAGUCUGACCAGGGUCUCUACUGGUGUCAGGGAGAGAUCCAGUCCAGAUCCAUAUCAUCAAUAAUCAGUGAUCCUGUCAGAGUCACCCUGAAUGCUCUGCCCACGGCCUCAGUGAAGAUAGUCACUCCUCAGGGUCUCCUCUACCCUGGAGAUACAGUCACUCUGCAGUGUGACAUAUCAGACUACACAGACUGGACGUAUCGCUGGUUCAGAGACAAC
Molecule: messenger RNA, 702 nt
Organism: Coregonus clupeaformis (lake whitefish)
Lineage: Eukaryota; Metazoa; Chordata; Actinopteri; Salmoniformes; Salmonidae
Product: neural cell adhesion molecule 1-like
Exons: 4
Biological process (GO): cell surface receptor signaling pathway
Molecular function (GO): transmembrane signaling receptor activity
Source: RefSeq, a predicted model, not a curated record